AUGGGAAACGCUCAGACCUACCGCAUCCGGCGAGAUGUCGCCGGUUCGCACGCUGGAAAGCCAGCCAUCCCGUCCUGUGGUCCUAUGGUUCCCUCUAGUCUCUCUGAAUGCUCCGUGUGUGCCUUCCAGAAAACCAUCGCGACCAUGGACCUUUGUGGCGUUGGGUGGGAAUGCGGAGAAAAAGCCAAUGGUGAUCCGGCAACGGGGAACGCCUGUGAGAAGGCACCCCGGUACCAAGUGUGGACCGGUGGACACGAUUAUGGAGGAACUAGUAACUAUCACUGGUUACUCCUUUGUGCUGCUCUUCGCCCAUGGUUCCGGGAUCGAGGGUGA
Molecule: messenger RNA, 333 nt
Organism: Penicillium cataractarum
Lineage: Eukaryota; Fungi; Ascomycota; Eurotiomycetes; Eurotiales; Aspergillaceae
Exons: 2
Coding region: 1-333 (110 amino acids)
Source: RefSeq, a predicted model, not a curated record